AUGAUGAACCAUGGGCUGCCCCAGAUAGUCGACAACCGACACUCGUUGACGGAUGAUAUACGAAAGAUUGAUAAAGUGCAGGUCGAAGAACUCACACGACUAUGGAAGGUGUAUACGACAAAUAAAAACAUCAUCGCAACUGGUCGGCGACUGGAAAACCUCUUCUGGAGAAUAUGGGGCUCCACCCGGAUUCAGGAAAACAUCUCUGGAAAUACUGUUGCAAAGAUCUUUUUGAUGAUAGACCAAGGUGAAGAAGCAAUCGCGAAUAGUGCUUAUAAGAUCCCACCGCCAUCGAAAUCGGUUAUUAAACAGGUCCCCGUUGAUAUAUCCGUUCCGCCUACUCCGCCACCCAGUCCCUAUUCAAGGUUAUCACCAUCCAACAAUGUUCUAUACCAGCCCUCCCAGACAGCCCUCAGUGCUUCGUUAUUACAGGCGUACCCGAACACUCCACCAUCGCCAGCAAUGCCACCGAAAGUUCCGCCACCUUCACCCGCAGUACUCCCCGAGGCACCUAUCCGACCAGCGUUGACCAGAGGCCAUCAGUCAUACCCGUUAACAACAAACAACGCUCAGGUUCAAAUCGGUCGUGAAAUCGUAUCCACCAGGCCAAAAAACGGCACAACGGCUCGCGGUAUAAAACACAAGGGAAUCUUACGGAAAGGAAAACAGGAUAAAAAACGAGGACUUCGCCCUGCGGCUCCCAGCCGAACGACUUCGAACUCUUCGAAUGCUACGGCAUCCAGCGGGAGAUCAACACCAGUUACAGCUACAACCGAAAUCACGAAUCUCCAGGACGCCGCUUCGCAAAGCGGAAAGGACACUGACUAUAGUUCAACAAGCGUACGAUCCGGAGCAAGCUCUAGAAAAUCGAGCGAGGUGGGUUCAACAAAGAGUAAGGAGGACUGGUUAGUGGAGCCCGAUUUCAGAGCAAAGUAUCUCGAGCAACGGAAGAAGGACAGGUUAUCAGCCAUUGCCGGGAACCCUAUCGUCAAAGGACCCUUGAAAACAAAUGCAACUAUUGCUACAGCUUCUAUGACGGCUGUUGCUAUACCUCGAACGAAACGUGGAGGACGAGGCAGGAGCAUUCUAGUUGUGGACUCCGUUGUCCCACUUAAGUCCGCCGGCGAUGAGGGCACACCAGGACCAGCUGUACCCGUGGUCGAAAGCGCAUUCCUACCCAUCUCCGAGGUCCUUCCCAGUAUCGUCGAGAAAGAAGCUUUCGAACGACCGGUGUUUCAAAGGACAAAGUCUCAAUUAUCUUUGAUGAUCGAACAAUCUAAGAGGAACCCUGACAGCGAGACAUCGACCCAGACUAAUACUCCGCAGGCGUCUUCUUCCAAAAGGAUUAGUCCGCCUCCAGAGGUCAUUUUGGAGGAGAAUGUCCAACUAGAUGAAGGUUUUGAGACUGAGGAAGGUGAACAGGAGGAUGAGGGUGUGGAAAUGAAACAGAAGCUCCCGAAGAAGACGGCAAAAUCUAGACGACCAAAAGUGCGCACUAGGAAAUCGUAA
Molecule: messenger RNA, 1509 nt
Organism: Orbilia oligospora ATCC 24927
Lineage: Eukaryota; Fungi; Ascomycota; Orbiliomycetes; Orbiliales; Orbiliaceae
Exons: 2
Coding region: 1-1509 (502 amino acids)
Biological process (GO): negative regulation of transcription by RNA polymerase II; mitochondria-nucleus signaling pathway; regulation of nitrogen utilization
Cellular component (GO): cytoplasm
Source: RefSeq, a predicted model, not a curated record